Pristis pectinata (smalltooth sawfish) is the source of this 7814-nucleotide messenger RNA. RefSeq names its product supervillin-like. The transcript has 31 exons. The coding region runs from base 339 to 5156 and encodes 1605 amino acids. The record is from RefSeq and is a predicted model, not a curated record. NCBI's taxonomy places the organism in Eukaryota, Metazoa, Chordata, Chondrichthyes, Rhinopristiformes, Pristidae. Gene Ontology annotation, molecular function: phosphatidylinositol-4,5-bisphosphate binding; actin filament binding. Gene Ontology annotation, biological process: actin polymerization or depolymerization; cytoskeleton organization; actin filament severing. Gene Ontology annotation, cellular component: actin cytoskeleton; cytoplasm.
GUGUGUGUGUGUACACACAGGUAGGGUGCUGAGUGUUCCUUUUGUUUCUUGACUUGCGUUCGCUUGGUCGGCGCUCGGAGAAUUAAUGCAGAGGUGUCCUGGUAGCGGAGGGUGGAGAGUCCGCAGCGUCUGCGGUAGAGGAACUGCUGAAAGCGAUCCGAGCCGAGCCGAGGCUCCGGGGGCACUGGUCACGGUGUCACACCUCUCACGCAGGGCUCGAUGAGAAACCUCCGCUGACUGGAGUCACAGCGGCCACCGGACUGCGAGUCGGUUCGACUUCUGUUUAAUGAACUUUCAAUAUCAGUAAAGAACAGAAUCUGACCUGCAAUCUCUCUUGCAUGAAUUUCCUCCUAGACAACUCUGAUUUGUUUAAAAAUACGAGGACAAGAACUUAUGUGUUGAAUAUAAACAAGGACAACACUGAGGAUGAUGAGAAGAUGGAUGCAAGGUCAAAGCUGAGUGUGGCUGCAAAGAUGUCACUGUUUAAAGAACUAGAGAAAGCCUCCCCUGCAGAAUCUCCCUCCUCCCCAUUGCGACCUCAUAGCGUUAACGCAGCCAUGGAACGCAGACUGCGCCAUUCACAUGAUCGAUGUCGGACGCAGCCGAUAACUACAGAAGAGAUGGUGGUGGCAAACAGUCUCUCCAGGGUACAGUCACCAAGGGAACCAGAUGUGCAUGGACCAGACAGCGGUGCGUCUGAGCAGAAGGCAGAGGAGAGAGGGGACGAGAAUUCAAAGCUGAGUCUGAGCCAGAAGAUGGCCCUGUUCGACAGCCUGUGCCAGCCCGUGACAAAGAAGGUGCCCCCACUGGAAGGGAGAAAUGAGCGCAGACAGAAAGGAAUUCGCUAUCGCACCCAACCUGUCACCAUGAGUGAAGUCCAAAUGCUCCAGAAACAACCAGAACAACGCCCUCAAUCGCUGCCCAGUUCACAAGUACCAGUCACUACGGUCGAAACACAGUCACACAUCAUAAAUCACCUUGCAGCCCAGAAGGAGAAUCUGAAGGCUGAGGUCAUGUCAUCUGUGCUAAUCACCAGCAGCGAGGGUGACUGGAAAGGAGCUGACGAGGAGAGUCGAUGGAUAAGCAAGGAAAUUAAGGGAAUAUUGAAAACACAAAGUGUUGAUGAACAGAGAGGUGGAAGUCUGGAGAGUCACAAUCUGCAGGAACAGCCUGGGAAAUGUGAGGAGAGUGUACUGGCAGAGAGCAGCUCUGUUCCAAGUGCUCCGUGUGAGCUGGACAGAGAACAACAGAAUGCAGACAUGGCAGGCGUAACCAAGAAGCCAGAGGGAAUGGGAGGUGAAGUGAGACCAAUUAAGACAGAUCCUACAGAGGAACAAAAUUCCAGUGAAGUACAAGUGCACAAUGAGAAAGAAGCAGUGGAUGUUGAAAAAUUAGAGCUGUCAACACAGGGCAGUUUUGCAACACCACCGUCUUCACCACCAUGGCAACAAGCGGAGAACAAACCCUCACCACCAUGGCAACAAGCGGAGAACAAACCCUCACCACCAUGGCAACAGGCAGAGAACAAACCCUCACCACCGUGGCAACAGGCAGAGAACAAACCCUCACCACCAUGGCAACAGGCAGAGAACAAACCCUCACCAUCAUGGCAACAGGCACCCGGGCAAUCCUCACCUCCAUGGCAACAGGCCAAUGACCAACCCUUGCCACCAUGGCAACAGUUGGACAACUUUUCCUCAUCGUCAUGGCAGAAGGCUGAUGUGCCACAGUAUCAAGACCAAAUAGAAGAGAACAGCCACUCGGGUCAGUUACUUGAAGAGGACAAUGGAGACGAAACUCUGCCUCCAAUUAAAGUUGGACCAUCUCUUAAAGAUAGGUUACACAAGCUGAAAGGUGGAGAGGAACAGUGGAGGAAUAAGACCAAUAAGAUCCAGAGCGCUAUCCGUGUCCCACUGACCGAACGAUACAGCCAGCUCCAACGGGCUGAAGAAUCCUGGAAGAAGAAGGAAACACUUUCAUUCAAGGUCAAAGAAGCGGCGUUUAAUCAGAGUGGCCCUGAGUGUCUGUGGAGAAGAAAGAGAGCAGCAACUGAUAUCGGGGGACAGAUAUCACUGGAGGAGCGAAAGCACCUGAUCUCUGUGAGUGAGGAGCAGUGGAAAGUGAAAGGCAAAGGUGCAUUCAACGACUCCACACAGUUCACCGUGGCUGCUCGUAUGGUGAAGAAAGGGUUGGUUUCUACCAGUUCAGGAAAUGAUGAGGCAGUUAUUCCAUUCAAGAAAGUUGCCACAGCAACCGGUACACCAACCAGACCCCUCGAAGAGAUUACAAGUUGCCCUGACGUACCCCUGGAGAGUGAUGCUGCACUGGAUAACCUGGAGACUUUCCUCAAUAAGCUCCACUCCAAGAAUACUAGUAAUCAGGAGAUGACAAUCACAGUGACGGAACAAUCGGUGAAGGAGGUACUAAAGCCAGAUGAUGAUGAUACCUUCAGUAAAUUCUAUAAGCGGACACCAACCCUUCUGACAUCCACUGUGGUGGAAAUCAAGGAGAGUUUUGAUGUCAUUUUUGAACCCAACACACCAAAACUGAUUUCUGAGGUGGCAGAACACAAGCGAGCUGUGAGACCUCUUCGUAAAACGCAGUCCUCUCGCAAUCCCCUGAGAGCACUGGCUGCCCGAGACGACAUUCGCUUGGAGUACACAGAGCAGCGUCUGAAUGUGGCCACAGUGGAGGCCAAGAGGAUCCGAGCUGAGAAGAUGGCCAAACACUCGAACUAUGCGGAUGUGGCAUUGGCGGGUCUAACAAGCAAGGAGAACUUCAAAAAUGUGAACCUUCGGAACGUGAAGACGCUAGAACAACCUUCCAGUAACAGCACACUUCCCUUCAACAAACUGAUGCUGCUGCAAGUUAAGGGUCGCAGGCAUGUCCAGGUUCGGUUGGUGGAGCCUAGAUCCAGCUCACUCAACAGUGGGGACUGUUUCCUCUUGAUAACUGCACAGCACUGUUGCCUUUGGAUAGGAGAAUUCGCUAAUGUGAUCGAGCGCUCCAAGGCAUCAGAACUGGCUAAUUUUAUCCAGACUAAACGAGAGCUGGGGUGCCGGGCAGCGACCGUCACCAUUAUCGAAGAGGGCAUUAACAGUCAAGGCAAAAGGAGCAAGGAAUUCUGGGAUCUUCUUGGUGGCCAGACAGAAUAUCAAGGUGCAGGCGACCCUGAGGAAGAUGAGGUAUAUGAAGCCGCAAUCACCGAAACAAACCAUAUAUAUCGCCUGGUUGAGGACAAGCUUGUCCCAGACACUGAAUCAUGGGGAAAGAUCCCUCGCUGCUCCAUGCUGAAUUCAAAAGAGGUGCUGGUUCUUGAUUUUGGCAGCGAGUUGUACAUUUGGCAUGGCAAAGAGGUGACACUGGCACAGCGGAAGACAGCACUUCACUUGGGCAAGCAGCUGUUGAAUGGUUCUUAUGACUACAGCAACUAUGCCGUAAACCCCCUGGACCCUGGAGCUACGAAGAACAUCGCCCAGCAGCCCCGGCGUCCUGAGUGGGUAAUCUUUGGUCGCCUAUCAGAGCACAAUGAAACAAUUCUGUUCAAGGAAAAGUUUCUGGACUGGGCAGAUUUGAGAAAGCAGACCCAGAAGGAAAUGGAGCCCACGGCUGAGUUAAAGUUGGAGAACCAGAAUGAGCUGAAGCCAUACGAUGCCAAGCUGCUGAUUCCACUCCCACAAGUGCCAUGCAGAACAGUCCUGGAUGGGGUGAACGUGCAGCGUGGGUACGGACUGCUGCGUAUGGAUGAUGAGAGGAUGUCAGAGCUGAAGACCGUUGAUGUGGCGGUCUGGCACGUUCAAGAGUUUGAACACAGCGAGCUGCCCAGAGAGAGUUACGGCCAGUUCCACGAGGGGGACACUUACGUCAUUCAGUGGAAGUACACAGUCAGCAGUCUGGUGGCAAAGCGACAAACACCAGAUCAACUGAGCUGUACCGGUUCCGGGAAGGAGCGAUCUGCCUAUUUCUUCUGGCAGGGUGGCCAGUCAAGCAUCAGUGGCAAAGGAGCUUCUGCGCUGAUGACUGUGGAGCUGGGAAAGGACAGAGAAGCACAGGUGCUGGUGUCACAGGGAAAGGAGCCCCCCUGCUUUCUUCAGCUGUUCCAAGGGGGAAUGAUCGUCCACAGUGGCAGAAGGGAUAAAAUAAGAAUACCUCAAGGAAUCUGGCGACUGUACAUAGUGCAGGGCGAGGUACCGGUGGAGGGGCGCCUCCUGGAGGUGGAGUGUGACUGCAGCAGUCUACGCUCAAGGGGUUCACUUGUCCUGGUGAACACCCAGCAGGCUUUGAUAUAUCUGUGGCACGGCUGCAAAGCUCAGUCCAAUGUAAGAGAGGUUGGCAGGAAUGCAGCCAAUCAUAUUAAGGACCGACCACCUCAGGAGCUGGGCCUGUGGAGCAGGAUGGAAGUGACAGUGUGUGAGUUGGAUGAAGGUUCAGAACUGCCAGAAUUCUGGCAUGCACUGGGGCAACCAGAUCGAAAAGCAUAUGACUGCAUGUUACAAGAUCCAGGGAAGUAUAACUUCACUGUACGACUCUUCAGGCUGACUGCUUCCUCAGGGGAGUUUACUGUGACAGAGCAGCUAAGUCCUUCACGCAUCCCUAAUGGUGUGAUGGCCAUGCCAUUCUUGCAGGAGGACCUCUACUCUAUUCCUCAGCCAGCUCUGUUCCUCCUGGACAACCGGUUCGAAGUUUACUUGUGGCAGGGUUGGUGGCCACCCGAAAGCAAAAGCACAGGCUCGGCAAAGAUUCGAUGGGACAUGGAGCGAAAGUGCGCCAUGGAGACGGCCCUCCACUAUUGCACAGAAAAGAACCCAAGACGGCCUCCCAAGGCGUACAUGGUUCACGCUGGCGCUGAGCCAUUGACCUUCACCAAUAUCUUCCCCCGGUGGGAAUACGACAUGGAGAAUUUACAACAGGUGGGGCAGGACGUCAUGAACAAAGUGCUCUUGGUUCAGGAUGCUUUAUUGAGACUGUGUAAGACACAGUACUCCUUGGAGGAGAUUAUGUCCAGACCCCUCCCAGAAGGAGUUGACCCUCAGAAACUGGAAACCUACCUAUCAAAUGAAGAUUUUCAGAAACUCUUGCAAAUGUCGAGGGAGGAAUUUUACAAGCUUCCCAGUUGGAAGCAAGUGAAUUGGAAAAAAGCCAAAGGCCUUUUCUAACCAGACGGCAGUACCCUUGACUUGGCUUGUCCAGGAAUGCCAACAGUUCCACCCCGGCUCACCACAUCACACCUUCACUUCCUGGCUGGGGAUGUAGUACAAGCAGAUAUGAGGCUCAUGCAUAAAUUGUUUCAUGUCCGUCUUCCACGCACUUAAACUCUGUAUGAGUGCACAAGGCAAGAUCCUUGUGGAUUAGUUGUGACUGUUGGUUUUGUCGACUCUUUUAAAGCACCUCCUUUCGCAACCAAUGUCAGCACGUGGAUCCUGUGCCGGGACUGGGGUGUCAGUUCCCCUGGAUGCCAAGGAGUUAAAAUUAAUUUCCAGGAUAUGGUGAUAACCCGAGAGACAGAACUACAGGGACUUUAUAAGCAAUUACAUGGGAUUUUUCCUAUUUGAUUUGAGGACGCUUAUGAAGUAGUGUUUGGGGGAACGGAGGGACGGGGUGGGUGAAUGGGCAGGGAAUACUGUGAAGCAUCCAGAAAUACAUCCAACCCAUGUUAGCCCCUCUUUGGGGUCCAUGGGCUUUAAUGCUUUUUGAUUUUUUUUGCCACUAAGAUUUAAUUCUUGCAGGACCCAAUUCAUUGCCAAAUGUGUCGCCCACAGCCCCUGUCGCCUCACCCCCCACCACCAUCCACUUCCUCCUGCCGGGCUCAGCACACUUCCCUCAGCUCCGUUGUUUCGCAUCUGGUUUGGUUUAUAACUUUCACAUCAUGGGUGAAUGACGUGCUGAAAUCCAAGCCGAUGAAUGCUAUUUCUGUCAAGAGGAAGGACAGUGGUGAUUUCCAGACUACUGAAAAGCAUUGAAAGAUCAGAGGUAGGCAGGUGAAUUACUGUGAGCAAUGAAUGCGGUGUUGGAGGAUGCAACUACAAAAUACAAGAACUAAGAAUGAGAAAACUGCUUGGGAAACAGACCUGCAAAACCAUAUUGGCCCAGGCCAAUAUGAACAUGCCUACUUCAUUCAUAGGGAGAUUGAGAAAGGAUUGUGGAAAUUAAGGGGACUUCACAGUUGAGGCGAUGGUGCAUGUAUUGCCUAGGGAUGGUUGCACAGUUUUAAUAAUUUACAUGUAUUCUUUACUAUAUGUUUUACCAUACCCACUUGAAUCUCUUCUGCAGCUAAUGCACUUGUACAGAGAUUUCAUAUAGAACUGAGAUUCUCUGCUUCAUAUCUGCAAUGCAUUGUGAUGUAAAGUUAAUGCCAGUGUUUUAAACUUCAUUUUUUUUAAGUGUUAGUAAUCUGUAUCGCAAAUGCAGUAGUUUGAAAGGAAUCUGUCCAGCCUACUGUUUUUGUUUGAAAUGUCGACUGGUUGUGAUGGCUCAGAGCAGUGCCUGAUUGUGACCUCCACUCAUCUGGUGCGCUAAUGAACCCUUCGAGGACUGAUCACCCCUUACAGUGGGGCCAACCUGCAAGGGUAUUCAGUGAUACCAUUCUGUUUACCACUUGGGACUAGAGCCUUGUUAUUGUUCCCCUCUGCCAUUUUAAAAGAGGUGAUAAUCUAUUUCAAUAACUAGGCUAACAUCACCAUGAGUAUAGUGUAAACAGGAAUUGGCUAUACCACGUGUUAUUUGCUCACUGUUGGUUCCAGGUUUCAUCUUCUAAUCUUCACUGAUGGCAAAACAUUAUCAGAUAUUUUGUGAUUUGUUAUUCUGGUCCUCAAGAGGUUUCCAGUAAUAGGACGUAAUAUUUAAUGAAAAGGAUCUUCCUGGUCCCCACACAAGCCAUACAUAUUGUAAAGUACACCAGAUCACACUGUAUAAUUAAUGUAACUGCACCUUGCAAUGACUCACUCUUACACUUGCUUCCAAUGGACUUAUUUUGAUUUCAGAGGAAGCUCCAUUUUGAACAUGAUUUUUCCUGCGUUCUCCUUCCUGCUCUCUGUUACCACAGGUUAUUCCUAGAAUUCUCUACCCUCCCUCUAUCCUUCUUCCUCCCCUCCUUUACCCAGGGCUAUCACUGGAGUGGAGAACUCCUUCUGUUACCACAAACUAUUAUGGAGUUCCUCACUUCCUCUUUUCAGCCCUUUCUCCACAGUCUCUUGCUGAAGCUCAUUCCCAUGGCAUUAACUGUUGUCUCAGUUACUCAUAUCUGGAAGUCUUCAUCAUGACUUCUGACAAAAUUAUUGACCUUAAAUUGACUACUUUCCUGAUGUAAGACAAAUCUGUCCAUCUUUUCUAUGCAGCAGAGCAAGCACUGCCUCAAUUCAUGAGUCAUCUCAGAGUAUCAUAAGUUGGUGGCAUUAACUUGCCUUGAAACAGUUCUAAAAGCAACAUCUAAUGUAUAUUAUACUUAUGCAGCUUUUAAAAUUUAGACUUUUUAUAAAGUUUGUAUACUUCCAGAGAUUUCUAAAAGUAUUUUAAUUCUCUAAGUCUAGGAGCAUUCAGUUUUCCUGACUCCGUGCACGUUUGAUGCACAGAGAACGAGGUAAAAGGAGCUAAACCUGAGACUCUGGGAUUCCUUCAUUGUAUCCUUGUUUAUCACAAAGUAAUAUUUUGAAAAUGCUUCUUUUUUUUGGAAAUGUUGGACUUUGCAAUUGUCAUAUUUAGUAUAUUGCAUCUUUUGUAUGUACAGUUUUAAAUCUGCUUUUCAGAGUCUCUGGAGAGCUUUACUGUUGAGGCUGUGUCAAACAGUGCAAUGAGAAUUUGCAAUGGAUUAAAGAUGA